AUGGUGAAGCUAAAACAAGCUAUUGACCAUGCCUUAGAAAGAUGUCCAGGUAGGUAUGACUCUAUGAUACUGAGGAGGCUUUGGAAACAUGGAGAUAUAGUAGAAGAAGAAGAUUUUGCAGAGGUUAGUGCUGUUCCUCUCUUACAAGUUAAUACUACUCUGGAUUCAGAGAUAUGCCACACAAGCCUGUUCUACCGCCCAAGCCCAGAUGGAAAUUUGACCAUCUUAAGGACUAAUCAGGCAGAAGUUCCUAUUGGGUGUCACUAUCCUAGGUGGGGCAAUGUAAGUAGCAGAGCUAUCCAGCCUACAUGGGUCCCCUUCAGGACCACCAUAGCCUCUGAAGAGAAGCUCAGCUUCUCUCUUUGUCUGAUGAAUGAUAACUGGACUUCUGAGAGUACCUCAGCUGAGUUCCAGCUGGGUGACAUAGCCCAUCUCUAGGCAAAAGUCCACACAGGCAGCCAUGUGUCCCUGAGGCUCUUUGAUGACAUCUGUGUGGCCACCCUUAGCCCAGACAAGGACUCAGAGCCCCGUUACAGUAUCAUUGACCACCAUGGGUGCCUGGUAGAUGGUCUUUCUGACUCCUCUUCAGUCUUCAGAAUCCCCAGACCUAACCCAAACACUCUCCAGUUCACAGUGGACUUGUUCCACUUUGACAGUGAUCCUCAGAAACUGAUUUAUAUUAUGUAUCAUCUGAUGGUCACUCUCAUUGACCAAGAGCCAGACCAAACAAACAAGGCCUGUUCUUUCAACAAGUCCACUAGUAGCUGGUUUCCAGUAGAAGGCCCUUCUGACAUCUGCAGAUGCUGUAAUAUCAAAGACUGCGGAAUUCCAAACCAGUCCAGGAGACUACUUUCUGUUGACAGGAUCUCUGCAAAGCCCUGGAAGAGAACAGCUCCCCUCCAGCAGCUGCAAGUGAGGGAAGCUGAUGUCACUGCCGGGGCCCAUGUUCUUGGCAGUGAAUGUCAAUCACCACACCCCACUGGAGCCCAACCCGGAUUUCAUGGAAAAGAACACAGCCUUUGGCCUGAGCCUGUCUCUGAUUGAUCUUGUGUUUCUUGCCAUAGUCAUGCUGGCCCUGGUCCU
Messenger RNA from Monodelphis domestica (gray short-tailed opossum), 1083 nucleotides. NCBI's taxonomy places the organism in Eukaryota, Metazoa, Chordata, Mammalia, Didelphimorphia, Didelphidae. The record is from RefSeq and is a predicted model, not a curated record.